UCAAAUGAAAUUAAACUUCAAUUCUCUCAUCCUAUUCCUAGGUAAACAAAAAUCCGCCAAGAGGUGCACCCAAAUAACUACCCUUAUCUAAUCUAACUGUAAUUUAAAACAAGAGGAGCCCAAAGGCCAACGGCUUCAUCUCCCUUAACUCGCGAAAAAUCCCACACUCUUUACAUACCUAAUUAACCAACUCCUUCAUGGCUUCUAUUCAUCAAUUUCAACAUUCUUGUCUUUCUUCUCUUAUCCAAAAACCCACCACUCUCUUCCCCUCCAAGCCUUCUCCAUUCACUGUCUCAUUCUCUCUUAAUCCAUCCAAUGCCAAGCUCACUUCACAAAACCCACUGGAAACCACGCCACAACCACAACCCCAACCCCAAUCCCAAUCCCAACCCGAACCUGAACCUGGGGCUGUGGACCCUGUGAAGCUGGCUUUUCAGAAAGCUAAAGCGUAUAAGAAAUCAAUUGAAGACGGCAAGAAAACGAAACUCGACCAAAGACCAGUUGAGGGUUCUGGUACUACUUCAAUUGGGAAGGAUGGUGAAGACCCGGUCUCGGUUAAGGUCGCUAUGGAGAAAGCUAAGGAGUACAAGAAGAGAAAAGAGGUCGGCGGUGGUGGAGGUGUGAAGGGUGCUUCAGAAAAUGAAACAAAUUCAGGAUCAAAGGGAGAGAAUGGGGAGAAUUUAGGAAGUGGCUUGGUGGAUAAAGGUAAUAUUAAAGAAAAAAAACUGUCAAUUUCAAGUAUGGAUUUCAUUGGACUCAACUUUGAUGACAAGAAAAAGGGAAGGGGACUGCCAGCUGGAUUGGCUCCAGUAGUUAACCCUUUUCUAGAAGGGGACUUACCUGAGGUGGAGAUAAUUGUUGGAGACACCAGCAAGUUUAAGGACUCAACAACACCAAUGCCUCAGCCUAGCCAAGAAGAUAAUUUGGAUCUUUACAAGCCAAAAGUUUCAACAUGGGGUGUCUUUCCUAGACCUGGAGACAUUUCAAAGACUUUUGGUGGUGGAAGAACUAUUCGCCCUGGAGAUGUGCUUGAAACAGCAGAAGAACGGGCUGCUAAAGAUGAACGCACAAAGCAAUUGCUUGCAGCAUACAGGAAGAAAGUUGGCUUAAAUGUUGAUCCAAAGCUUAAAUCUGAGUGUGAGAAGGCCUUGAAGGAUGGUGACUCCUUGAUGGAUUCUGGAAAGCUUAAUGAAGCAUUAUCAUAUUAUCAGAAGGUUAUGGAUAAGUUGCCAUUUCAGAGUGAACUUCAUGGAUUGGCUGCUUUGCAAUGGUCUAUCUGUCUUGAUUCACUUAAUAGGCCAAAUGAGGCUAGGGCAAUGUAUGAGAAACUUCAGUCUCAUCCAAAUGCUGAAGUGAGCAAGAAAGCAAGACAAUUUAUGUUCAGUUUCCAGGCCAUGGAUAUGAUGAAGGUUAGUGGAUCAAAUUUCUUACCAAAAAGCACAGGCUACCAGAACUACUUUGAGGCGUUCAUUGAAGAUAAAAGCAACUAUCCUCUGGGAGAGGCUGGAAGUGAAGAAGAUGCUGUGAGUCAAGCCCUCCCAUAUUUGUUUCUUCUUGUUUCUCCCAUUUUUAUCGUACUGUUGGUUGCAGCACAGGGAGCAAAUACAAAUUAGAAGCUCGUGAAUAUGUAAUUAUAAAUCUCUGUGAUUCAUUUUUAAGUUGAAUAUUUAUUCAAGUGGUGAAAUAGCUCGUCUAUGACUUGACCAGUGUCUUGCUCACACUGGCAGCAUCUGAAUAUGGAACUGUAUUUGAUGAGAGCUGUAAUUACUUGCAGUGACAAACAUGCAGAUGAUCUUAUCUUACUCGUAUAAAAAUUUUGGUGAGGUCAUGGUGAACUCAUUUUAAA
Molecule: messenger RNA, 1846 nt
Organism: Manihot esculenta (cassava)
Lineage: Eukaryota; Viridiplantae; Streptophyta; Magnoliopsida; Malpighiales; Euphorbiaceae
Exons: 7
Coding region: 198-1613 (471 amino acids)
Molecular function (GO): protein binding
Source: RefSeq, a predicted model, not a curated record